UGCUGCGUUCGAGAGUAACCAUUUUCUCGCUUGGAGAUUCGAGUGUUGUCUGCGGCUCGUGCAUUUUUUUUCAUCGGUUUCAUUCCGGCCAAACCUAAUAAUCGCCGGGCUUGUCGUGUUGCCAACGGCCUGGCAAUUAUGUCCCACACAAUCCUGCUAGUCCAGCCCGGGAAGCCGGAGACCCGCACGUACUCUGACUAUGAGUCGGUGAACGAGUGCAUGGAGGGCGUGUGUCACAUCUACGAGGAGCACCUGAAGCGGCAGAACCCCAACACACCAUCCAUCACCUACGACAUCAGCCAGCUGUUUGACUUUGUGGACCAACUGGUGGAUCUGAGUUGCCUUGUGUACCAGAAGUCAACCAACACAUACGCACCAUACAACAAAGCGUGGAUCAAAGAGAAGAUCUACAUUCUGUUGCGGCGGCAAGCAUCGAAGAGCCAGUCCUGAGCGGUGGGCGUUUCCUUGGCCGUCUUAUCCAACCGCAGCGCUGCCAGCUGCCGGUGCUGCUCCUAAAAUAAGUGGCCGUUACUGUUGCCCAGAUUUUUUUUUUUUUUUUUUUUCUUUUUUUGAGUCUCGUCGGCCCACCCUCACUUUUCACUUAAUUUCCAAAGCUGUGUUGUGAGUGAGCAUCUCUCCAUCGGCUGUUUUUGCCAUUUGCCAGCUGUUUGCAUUCUCAUCUUGGAAGUUUGUCGCAUUUCGUCAUUCAUGGCGGUGCCGCCAUUGCCCCGUUUUCAAACCAUCAUCUCGACAAGGAAAGCGUCAUUUUCCCGUGUGUCUCCCUGAACGUGCACCUGUUGUGCAAGUUUUGAGGUGUAUAAUAAAUGUAAAAAGGUGUUGUGUGAUAA
Molecule: messenger RNA, 848 nt
Organism: Dermacentor andersoni
Lineage: Eukaryota; Metazoa; Arthropoda; Arachnida; Ixodida; Ixodidae
Gene: e(r)
Product: enhancer of rudimentary
Source: RefSeq, a predicted model, not a curated record